AUGGGCAUUAUGAAGUGGCUGGUGAUGUUUGUCUUGCUGGGCAUAUGCUCACAGGCUGCAGCCCAAACAGCAUCCAUGUUCUCAGCAUCAUCCAAGACCAUGAUUCUCAGAUGGACCAGGGUCCCAGGAGCCACCUCAUACAAGAUCACCGUCGCCCCCAAAAGCUCACCAAGCAGCCCCGUUGCUUUUGCCACAUUUGGUCCAAACACAGUGUUGGGCUCCGUCAACUCUCUGUCCCCGAACAUCUUGUAUGAAUUCACAGUUGAAGCUCUGGAUAAUUCCCAAAUAACACUGAGCACUGCAGCUGUUGAGUCAUCCACAGCCCCUGAGAUGAUGGAUCCCAUCCAGACAGUGAAGUCGAAGGACAGCAGUACCUUGAUGGUGGGGUUCAGCUUGAAGACUGGGGCAACUCAUUAUAUCAUACGCAUCCAGAACGCCAAUGGCUUCUACAGAGAAGACACAGUGUCCUCCUCCCCCGCUGAGAUUAAGUCCCUCACACCAUACACUGAGUACACACUCAGCAUCAUGUCUGUGAACAGCGGAGGCCGCAGCCAGCCAUCUCCUCCGGUGACUGCAAAGACAGUCUUGCCUCCUCCUCAGAUCUCCACCACCUCCUCCCCCAGGAAUGACAGCAUCACUGUAUCCUGGGCCCCCGUCACUCACGCUGUGCAGUACAGCCUGUCCAUAUACAAGCUGGGCUCAAACACUGACAUGAAGCACAACACCUCCAACACCAAUAUGACCAUCUCUGGCCUGGAUGCUGGCUCUCUCUACGUCAUCAGGGGUUUCGCCUGGGACCUCGAGGGCCGACAGGGCGAGGCCAGUUUGUACAUCAACCAGACAACACGACCCCCAACACCGUCUUCUGUCAACGUCUCCGUGGUGAUGAGUAACGGUGUGGCUGGACUCUCUGUGUCCUGGGAACUCGAUCAGGAGGUCUAUGGGUCCAUCGAGUACCAUGUGACGAGUGACCAGAACCUCACGUGUAACGCCACAUCUGGCUCCUGCACCCUGCCGGCAGUGAGCUGUGGCGACGCACACACCAUCCAGGUCACCGCUUCAAACGAGGCCGGGCCCAGCUACCCGUCCAUCCCCGUGGUGUUCAUCACAUACCCCUGCCCACCAGAGUCUCUGGCUCUCGUGGAGUCACCAGAAGGAAACUGCACGCUGACGUGGGACGAGGUGCCACAUGCGGACAGCUACACAGCCUUCAUUAAGAGAGGUGACGGCAGCGAGGAGACCUGCAACACCACCAGCAACAACUGUAGCUACCACUGCAACUGUGGCUACACGUACCUCAUGUCUGUGUUUGCUUUCAACCACGCUGGCAGAAGUCCUCAAGGAAAGGUUCUCAACUAUACCACCUUGCCCUGUUGUCCUGAGGGCGUAUCCAUCUCAGUGGUGAGCACUGACACUCUGGAGAUCAUGUGGACAGCCUCGCGGGGGGCAGAGCUGUACGAGACUCGGGCCGCGGACGGUUCAGAGGUCAUCCUGUGUAACGACACGGCACCGGUGUGCGCCCUCUCUGACCUCAGCUGUGACAGUCCCUACAGUGUGGUGGUGACGCCCUGCAAUGAAAUCAGUGGAUGCAACCGUGCAUGCACAGCUCACACCAAAGACACAGCUCCCUGCAUGCCGAUGAAUCUGAUGCUCAAUCUGAAAAACUCCUCCUGCGUCAGUGUCAGCUGGACAGCAAACAACAGGGCUGCUACUUACACUGUGAGUGCGUCAGGAGGUGAUGGCGCACACACCUGCACCACCAGCGGGAGCAGCUGUGACAUCACUGACCUUCCCUGUGGCUCCACCUAUGAAGUCAGCGUCACAGCAGCCAGCGCUGCUGGCCAGAGUUUACCCAGCUACUCUGACUCUCUAGAAACAGAGCCCUGCUGCCCGGUGAAUCUAACAGUGUAUCAGGUGACACAGGCGAUGACCAACGUCUCAUGGUCUCACGCCAAAGGGGCGCAUUCGUUCAUCACCUCUCUGACAUCACCACGUGGUCACGCCCGCUGCCACACCCAGGACUCCCACUGCCUGAUGGGAUGCAUCACCUGUGGGACCAACUACACCGUCACCAUGGAGGCGUUCAGCCACAGCGGGCGAAGUUCCAACUGCACCUAUCAGGGCUUCUCGUCCAGUGCCUGCUGUCCGUCAGGUGUCAGGCUCUACAGGAUGGCUGGUAACUCCGUGCGGGUGUACUGGCGCAGCGCUGGCACCAGCCACAGCUACAUCACAGAGAUGGUGGGCAGCAGCAGCAACUACACCUGCACCGCAUCUCCCGGGGAGAACAGCUGUGAUGUUGACAACAUCCAGUGUGGGGACGUCUUUAAUGUAGUGGUGGCUCCAGUCACACCAGAGGGCAGCAAAGUCAUGUUCUGCCCGCAGAGACUGUAUUCAGUCACUUGCUCAGGGAGUAACGUUGGCACGGUUAUUUACAGAGGGAAGAGAAGUGUGGACUAG
Messenger RNA from Chelmon rostratus (copperband butterflyfish), 2457 nucleotides. Its product is annotated as fibronectin type III domain-containing protein 7-like. The record is from RefSeq and is a predicted model, not a curated record. The coding region runs from base 1 to 2457 and encodes 818 amino acids. Lineage: Eukaryota; Metazoa; Chordata; Actinopteri; Chaetodontiformes; Chaetodontidae. Gene Ontology annotation, molecular function: protein binding. The transcript is spliced from 13 exons.